This is a messenger RNA of Penaeus vannamei (Pacific white shrimp), 1221 nucleotides long. The record is from RefSeq and is a predicted model, not a curated record. Lineage: Eukaryota; Metazoa; Arthropoda; Malacostraca; Decapoda; Penaeidae.
AUGACCGUGGCCGCGGGUUCCAUCGCCUACUCCGCCCUGGCCAUCGGCUCCUGCUGGAUCCCCAACCUCUCGGCUCUCCUGCUCUCGCGCUUCCUCAUGGGCGCCGUCCACCCCACGAUACAGAAGACGGGAUAUAUACUAGGCAUGGAGGUCGCGGAUCCGAAGUGGCGAACGCACGUCGGCAUUGCCUUGUUCAUGCCGUGGGGGUUCGGCAUCAUCGCCUGGGGCGGGAUCGCAUACCUGGUGCGGGAAUGGCGGAUGCUUCAGCUGACGGUGUCCCUGCUGUGCUUGGUGUUCUUGCCAACGCUAUGGUUCAUGGACGAGUCGCCUCGGUGGUUGGCCGUGCGAGGGCAGCACCGGCGCGCCCUCCGAGUGCUGCAGAGGGCCGCCAGGUGGAACGGGGUCGCCCUCCCCCCCGAGGACGAGCUACUACUCCUACUGAAGGAUGGGGUCAAGGACGAGCCAAUGCCUCAUAGCAGUCGAAUUAAUUUCUGUCAUGAAUCGCUUGACGCCAUGACGCAGGCAAUGGAACGCCCGCACCAAGACACUCACGCCCACAGCCCAAAAGGGGCGUUCAGAAGGCAUCUAGAUGAAGCAUUUAUUCUCUUCAGAACCCCCCGCCUUCGCACCAUCACCCUCAGCCUGUACACCAACUACCUGCUGGUGGGUGCUGUGUACUUCGGCCUCUCGCUCAGCGGCGGCGACCUGAGCUCCGACCCGUUCCUGUACAUGGUGCUGACGGGGGUCGUGGAGCUGCCGGCCUACACGCUGGUCAUCCCCCUGGUGGCUCGCUACGGCAGGAGGGCCCCCGUAGUCGCCUUCUUCUUCUUGACGGCUGCGGCUCUUUUGGUGUUGCCCUUUGUGCCCGCAGGAUCGAUGGUUUUAGCCCUUAUAGGAAAGAUGAGCAUCGCUUCAGCAUUUCAGGUCCUCGACUUGUACUCCUCAGAACUCUUUCCUACUGAGGUUAGGACGAGAGGCAUGAGCACUGCCCAUGUCAUGUCAAGGGUGGGGUCCACUUGUUCCCCUUACAUCAUAGACUACUUGGCAAAAUGUGAGGCCCCUUGUACCCGUGGGCGCCGUCAGCAGUGUUCGGGCGGCGUCGGUGCUCGCGGGACUGGCCACGCUCCCCUGCCGGAGACGCUGCACGUGGCGCUCCCGGACACCAUCGAGCACCUGGAGGAGCGGGAGAUCAGGACUAGGCGCUUAGCCUGGCUCAUGUAG